GUUAGGGAGAGGGAGGGAGAGAGAGAGAGGGAGAGAGAGACUUGUCCCCCUCCGAGGAGAGGACAGCCCUGAUCGCCGUGGAGGACGUUUUUACGCAGCAGCCUGACUGACUUUGGAAAAACAGCGUCUGAUCGCGGGUCCGAGCGGCGCGGAUGACCAAAAAAGAGCGUCGUGGCGAAAAGUUAGUUGUUCUUUUCCUUUUCUUUUUGAGUGAUCGCCUGUGAGGUUUCCACCACCGAGAGAUCUGCAGAGAAGAGGACAGAGAAGAGGGCAGCAUGCCGCGGCGCACCGUCCACGAAGUGACCGUGCAGGACGUCCAGAAGCGGCGCAACCCCAGCAAACACUACGUUUAUAUCAUCAAAGUGUCCUGGAGCGAUGGCAGCACAGAAGUCAUUUUCAGACGCUACAGCAAGUUCUUCGACCUCCAGAUGGAAUUGCUGGAUAAAUUCCCGGUGGAAGGAGGCCAGAAGGAUCCCAAACGCCGCAUCAUUCCAUUCCUACCAGGGAAGAUUCUGUUUAGGAGGAGCCACAUCAGAGACGUGGCGAUGAAGAGACUAAGGCCCAUUAACGAGUACUGCAGGGCUCUGAUUCAGCUUCCCGUCUACAUCUCCCAGUGCGAGGAGGUCCGAGUGUUCUUUGAGACCAGACCAGAGGAUCUCAACCCUCCCAAAGAGGAGCCCCUCGGGAAGAAGAAAUCAGGGUUUGUGGAGCGAGCGGCUACUUUCCUAAAGCGAGGAGACUCCUCCGGAGCAGACCCGCUCCUCCUGGACCAGUACGUGGCCGUCACCGACUACGAGAAGCAGGAGAGCUCGGAGAUCAGCCUGCUCGUGGGCCAGGUGGUGGAGGUCAUCGAGAAAAACGAAUCUGGCUGGUGGUUUGUGAGCUCGGAGGACGCGCAGGGCUGGGUCCCCGCCACCUGCCUGGAGGCCCAGGACGACCCCGACGACUUCUCUCUUCCUGGAGAAGAAGUGCCGCGGAGGUUCUGGUCACUGCCGAGGCACGUGGGUCGUCGCAGAACUUUAGGGGAUCUAUUCAGCACAGGCUUUGGGCAAGAAGAGAAGUAUUCGGUGAUUUAUCCGUACGCCGCCAGGGAUCAGGAUGAAAUUGACCUCGAGAGAGGCAUGAUUGUUGAAGUCAUCCAGAAGAAUUUGGAAGGCUGGUGGAAGAUCAGGUACCAGGGGCGAGAGGGCUGGGCCCCAGCCUCCUACCUGAAGAAGUCCGACAUCCAGAGCCAGAGACAGUCGGCUGCUCACGCCAGCACAAACGACCUGGAAGGCUGUUCCAAACCAAACCAGCAAAACAAUCAGAAAGAAAACAGGCUCUCAGUUUUCUCUGAUAUCAACAAAAAAGUGGGAUUAAGACACAGACCCCCCCCACGCAGAGAUCUCACCAUUCCGCGGGGUUCCAACUUACCUAAGCCCCCAGUGGCCCCUCAGGUGGAGGAGGAGUUCUACACCAUCGCGGACUUCCAGACCACCAUCCCCGACGGGAUCAGCUUCCAGGCCGGGGUCAAAGUGGAGGUGAUUGAGAAGAAUGGAAGUGGUUGGUGGUACAUCCAGAUUGAUGACAAAGAAGGCUGGGCGCCCGUCACCUUUAUCGACAAGUACAAGAAGACGAGUAACGCCGUGCGGCCCAACUUCCUCGCCCCGUUGCCCAACGAGAUGGAGAACCUGAGGCUGGAGAACGGCGGGUCCUCCAACGUCACCGGCGCCGACGACACCUGGUCCAAGCCGCUCCCGGAUGAGCCGCCGGCCGCUGCCGCCGCCGCCGCCGCCAUCGCCGAGUCCUUCACCCGGCCCAAAAUGAGAGAUUGGAAGCCCAGUGGCAGCAAGGCGGCCUCUGCUUUCUCCGGGCCUUUGCCCCCGGCUCCGGCGGCCCCCCCGGCCGAGGAGAAGCCGGCCCUGCCGCCUCGGAGGGAGUCCAUUAAUAAAAGCUUUGAAUUGGAGGUGGCAGAGAAAUCAAGACCAGAUAGUUCCAAGCCUUUGCCCCCAAAGCCCCCGGCACCCGGGGUUAUAAUGCCCCUGGUAACACCCAAAGCACCACCGUUCAAACCAGACAAGCCACCAGAGACCAAGAAAGAAGAUAAAAGCAAAGGACUUUACCUCCGAAAUGAGAUGGGUCUUGAAUGCGGCCACAACGUUUCUGCCAAAGAGGUGAAGAAGUUUAAUCUGAAGCCGGUUCCUAAGCAGCCGCCCAAACCCAGGGCGGAGGCGCAGGAGGAGAAAGCCGAGGCGGCCGGCCCCGCGGUGUUUAUGAAGCCCAAGCCGGGCGUCAAGCCCAAACCCGUCCCCGCCGCCAAACCGGACCCCCCCGCGGAGAGCAAGGUGGACAUCACCAACCUGAGGAGCAAGCUGAGACCGUCCAAACCUGCGGACGCGGGCUCGGCAUCAGCAUCAGCAGAGAACACUCGCUCCAGUUCCCCGCCGGCCCACCCCCCUCCGCUCAACAACCACAAAAACUCUGACGAGCCCAAGUUUCCCUCCAAACACACCAAUGGUUUUAGCCAGGACAGCUCGUCGCCCGCAAAGCCGGCGGUGCCGCCCCACAAGGAGCCGCCCCAGAGACCUCCCUCCAUGGCUCCUCGGAGACCGCCGCCCCCCAAGAAAACAGACCCGUCGAGUCCCACCGAAAACAAGUCGCCAGGUUUUAAGGAACCCCAGGAGGGCCCCAAGGCCGGCCCCCCGCCGCUCAACAGACCCCCUCCCCCCAAGCCCAAAGGCCUGGGCCAGCCGCCACCGCCAAAAGAGAAGGAAGAGUCGAAGGGGAACAGAGUGCCCAUUCCUCCCAAGCCCCAGGUCAAGGGGGAGAAGCCCGGGCCGCCCCGGGACAAGCUCCCGCCCUUACUCAAGGAGCCCGGCAGGGACGAGCUCUACCUGGCGCUGGCGGACUUCGAGGGCGACGACCAAACGUUCAGCUUCAAGAUGGGCACGGUGUUCGAGGUGAUGGAGAAAAACAGCAGCGGCUGGUGGUUCUGUAAAAGCGUAGGAGAGGAAUCUGAGGGCUGGAUCCCCUCGAAUUACCUGAGCAAGAAACCUUAACUCGUGUCUAGGAACAAGGAACAAGGAAAGAUAAUAGAGCGAAGAUCUGAACGAACAAUAUAUAUCACUAUUGUUUUCUUAAACGUAGCUUCUUUUUUUUUUAUUUAUAGGUACCUUUUUCUUUUAUCCUUCUAGGCAUUUUUGUUUCGUUUUACCUUGAUAUUCAGCCAAUUGAACCAGCAAUAACACACAACCUUAUUUGGGUUUUGUGACGUUUACUUUAGUUUGUACCUAUACGAUAUAAAAACCUGCUAGCGUCCGUCGGCCGUGGCCUGUGUCCGUUUUCGUCUUCAGCCGGGCUAGAAACCGCACUAGAGCAGCAGUGAAAGUAUCUACAUCCGUGCCUCCGGUAUUUUAUGCAAAGUGCUUCAGUGCUUAUUAAACUGUACGCAGCCGUAGAAGUAGUUCGUCAUUGGAAUCGGUUGACGGAAAAAAAACCCGAAUCUGGACACACGUUCUACACAGAAAAAGACAAAAGAACUCAACUCUUAAAUUCCUUCAAAAGGCAGCACGUGAAGUCGCUGGGGAGGUUCAGCGAAGUCACACGAGCUUUCAAGUGCCAUUAGCAGUUACGUCAAGAUGUCUUUGCCAAGUACAGUAGGUGUGCGGCCUGUUACGAUAGAGAUCUAGAGAUUAGUUUUCUGCUUUUGCAAUGCCUAAUUGUUGUUGACAUGGUUUAUAACAGAUGUGCACUUUCAGUUCAGUUCAGGUGAGGUAAGUUUAAGGGUUUUGGACACUCUUAGGGAGUGCAUUUUAAUUUCUUACAAACCAUUCAUUUGCCAUCAUUUCAAUUUGGAACUUCACUAUAUCAACCCAGCCAGAAUAUCCACGCGUGGCCCCGUCCCUGAUUAAACGCAGGGAUCUUGCAUCUUAGCAGCUUUAAGCUGGUAAUGGGACCCAUACAUAAGUGCUGGCUGGGUAACUAACUAUCCACCACGGUAAAAAAUGUCAAAAUGAGGCUGGAAUAUCCACAUUAAUAGUGAUAUUUGUAAGAAUGUGAAAUGCAGAGCCCGUCUUACUAUCCGACCGUCAUAAUUUGAAGAUUUACAUUUGGUUUGUGCAAUGACUUCCAACUUUGAACGGGCUCUUCUUUGCUGAAGUCUGGUGCUCCAGUUACAAAGCGAUGACAAUUGUGUAGGAAUAAGGUUUUACAUGAAUGCUUGACUGGUCUCAAGCAUUAUCAUUAUAACAAAUUAUUUUUAUUGUACAGCAUGAGAGCCGAUAUCUUAACUGUUGUGUUUGGUGUUUCCAUCUAGUAGCUCUUUUUUUUUAUAUGUACAAUUUGAGGGGGUUGGAGGUUGGAAAAAAGGGAUUUGUUCAAUUCACUUGGAGCAAAUAUGGAGGAUUGUGUUUCUGUCAAGUGAAAGAAAAGGUAAAGUUACUUAAGGUCAUUCUUUCAAAAACUAAAUUUCCAAAAAACUGAUCCAAAAUGCAUAUACGGUAAAUAAAUGUGCAUAUGUAGACAAGGCUACAAGCUGCAACAGGGUCUGUUCUGCUUCUAGUUGCUAUAAUGUUUCACCUCCUAAGCCACACGUGCCAAAACGGUUUGAAUUAGAAAAAAAAACACAAAAUCCAGAUAUGCCGAGUGAUGUUCCUCAGGUGUACUAAUGCGACGAGGGAAGGAUGACCCAGUCAGACUAAUGCAUGGUGGAUGGUGUCAUUUCAGUAUUGUUAUUUUUGUCUUUUUCAUUACAUUGAAUCUGCUUUUGCUUUGAGUCAAUAAAAGUCAUUGAUUUUUUUCACUUCAAA
This is a messenger RNA of Cololabis saira (Pacific saury), 4787 nucleotides long. RefSeq names its product SH3 and PX domains 2B (gene sh3pxd2b). Lineage: Eukaryota; Metazoa; Chordata; Actinopteri; Beloniformes; Belonidae. The coding region runs from base 276 to 3038 and encodes 920 amino acids. Gene Ontology annotation, cellular component: cytoplasm. Gene Ontology annotation, biological process: superoxide anion generation. Gene Ontology annotation, molecular function: phosphatidylinositol binding; protein binding; superoxide-generating NADPH oxidase activator activity. The transcript has 15 exons. The record is from RefSeq and is a predicted model, not a curated record.